AAAGUUUGAAACAUCCAUCUUUUCUCUCUCUCUCUCUCUCUCUCUGUGAUAUUCUGAAUACUAUUUCUGUUACCUUGAAGCAAUGUUGCAAAGAAGUAGAACUCUUCCAAGCAGAAUCCACCAUGGAGCUGUGGAAGAGAGGCAUGACAUCAGGCACUACUUGCAAGUGGAAGUCCAACCCAAAGUCACUGAGUCUGAAGCCAUAAACCCUCAGUCCAGCUAUUCCAAAUGCUUUGAUGAUGAUGGUCGCCUGAAGAGAACAGGAAAUUUUUGGACUUCAGCGUCACAUAUUAUCACAGCAGUUAUAGGAUCUGGUGUCCUUUCCUUAGCAUGGGCAAUAGCUCAGCUUGGUUGGGUUGCAGGACCAUCUGUCCUGCUGCUUUUUGCCCUUGUUAAUCUCUACACUUCCAAUCUCCUAGCAAUGUGCUACCGGUCCGGUGACCCUGUCACAGGACAGAGAAAUUAUACCUACAUGGAUGCUAUCAAGGCCAACUUAGGAGGAAGAAAGGUCAUGUUAUGUGGGUUGGUCCAGUACUUCAAUCUAUUUGGUGUAGCAAUUGGUUACACCAUUGCCUCAUCUGUCAGCAUGAUGGCAAUAAAGAGAUCAAACUGUUACCAUAAAAGUGGAGGGAAAGAUCCAUGCCACAUGUCAAGCAAUGGGUACAUGAUAACAUUUGGAAUCAUAGAGGUGAUAUUUUCUCAGAUCCCAGAUUUUAAUCAAGUAUGGUGGCUCUCAAUAGUAGCUGCCAUUAUGUCCUUCACAUACUCCUCUGUUGGCCUCGGACUUGGCAUUGGCAAAGUUGUAGGAAAUGGGGGAUUUAAAGGAAGCCUACUGGGUAUCAGCAUAGGGACAGUAACCCAUGCAGGAACAGUUACUCCUACACAAAAGAUGUGGAGGAGCAUGCAAGCUCUUGGAGCUAUUGCCUUUGCUUACUCUUAUUCUUUGGUUCUCAUUGAAAUUCAGGAUACAAUAAGAUCUCCUCCUGCAGAACAUAAGACCAUGAAGAAGGCAACUGUAUUCAGCAUAGCUCUGACCACAGUGUUCUAUCUAUUCUGUGGUUGCUUUGGGUAUGCAGCCUUUGGUGACCUGGCCCCAGGCAACCUCUUGACUGGCUUUGGAUUCUACAAACCUUACUGGCUACUAGAUAUUGCCAAUGUUGCUAUUGUUGUCCACCUUGUUGGUGCAUUUCAGGUCUACUGCCAGCCUUUAUUUGCAUUUGUGGAGAAAUGGAGCGCACAGAGGUGGCCAAAGAGGGACUUUGUAACUGCAGAAUAUGACAUACCAAUCCCUUUCUAUGGCGUCUACCAACUCAACCUGUUUCGCUUAGUAUGGAGGACCAUAUUUGUCAUGAUAACAACCCUCAUAUCCAUGCUGCUGCCUUUCUUCAAUGAUGUGGUUGGAAUUCUUGGAGCCUUUGGGUUCUGGCCAUUGACAGUUUACUUCCCAGUUGAGAUGUACAUUGCUCAACAGAAGAUUGGGAAAUGGAGCAGCAGAUGGGUUGGGCUUAAGAUGCUUAGCAUCAGUUGUCUCCUUGUCACCAUAGCUGCUGCAGUCGGUUCUGUGGCUGGUGUGGUUCUGGAUCUCAAGACUUAUAAACCCUUUAAAACUAGCUAUUGAAGCCUGAAGAAGAUGCUCAUGAAAUGGAAGGCUUUACAGACUAGGAAUUUGAUGAAAGCAUGUGUAUAUCUAGUGACUGCUGUGUAUGAGUGAUAGAGGGUUUAAAAACAAGAAAAAGAAAACAUUGCAAGGAGUUACAAAAAGGAAUAAGAUGUCUUCUUUUACUAUUUAUUGUUGUAAAAUCUUAUGCGCUGCUCGUGAAAUGCAGGCCAACUUGGCUGCAGAAGCAGACAACUUGUAAUUGCCUGAAGCACAACUUUGGCAUCUUAAUUGAUAGCAACAUUAUUAAGAUUCCAGAGCAACAUGAUAAUAUGAAAAACAAAACUCAGUGCCUACUUU
Molecule: messenger RNA, 1957 nt
Organism: Prunus persica (peach)
Lineage: Eukaryota; Viridiplantae; Streptophyta; Magnoliopsida; Rosales; Rosaceae
Product: amino acid permease 3
Exons: 8
Coding region: 83-1618 (511 amino acids)
Cellular component (GO): plasma membrane
Source: RefSeq, a predicted model, not a curated record